Protobothrops mucrosquamatus (brown spotted pit viper) is the source of this 333-nucleotide messenger RNA. RefSeq names its product progonadoliberin-2. Gene Ontology annotation, molecular function: hormone activity. Gene Ontology annotation, cellular component: extracellular region. The record is from RefSeq and is a predicted model, not a curated record. The transcript has 4 exons. The coding region runs from base 1 to 333 and encodes 110 amino acids. Lineage: Eukaryota; Metazoa; Chordata; Lepidosauria; Squamata; Viperidae. Gene Ontology annotation, biological process: multicellular organism development.
AUGGCCAGUGAGACAGGAGACGUGACAUUCCGCAGAGAUCGCGGGGCUGAAGACCACAUCAUGGUGUGCCAAAGAUCCUUCUUGAUAUUCUGCAUCCUUUUUUCUAUCAGCAUCCAACUGACGAGAGCCCAGCACUGGUCCCACGGCUGGUAUCCUGGAGGAAAGCGAGAAAUUGCAUGGCCCAGAAACUUUGAGGACUCUGAAGAGAGCAGACUUUGUGAUGAAGGAGGUUGCCCAUACCGUAAAGUCCCAAGUGAUAAAGUGGUGACGCAUUUACUGCUUCUGAACGGUGAAGCCCCAUUUAACAAUCUUUCCUGCCAUGUUGUGAAGUGA